Molecule: messenger RNA, 1857 nt
Organism: Punica granatum (pomegranate)
Lineage: Eukaryota; Viridiplantae; Streptophyta; Magnoliopsida; Myrtales; Lythraceae
Source: RefSeq, a predicted model, not a curated record
AAUUGAAAAUUUGCCAGGUCCUUCUUCCUCUCCGCAGCUUUGCCGCUCUGCGCAGUCGGAGUGAAUCGGAAUUGCUCUGUUUUCUUCUUCUUCUUCAUCUUUUUCUUCGGUCCAAUUCCAUGAAGCUGAGAGCUUUCUCUGCAGCUCUAUCUCCUCCCGCAGCAGCGGCUCAAGCUCGGCGGAGCUUCAGAUCAGACGCCGCGUUGGAGGCCAUAGCGAGGGCGAGCGGAGACAGGGUCCCCAACGUCGCGCUCUACAACUAUCCUUCCUUCUCUGGCGCCUUCUCCGCCCUCUUUGCCCGCCUCUUCCACGACCGCCUCGGCCUCCCCUGCCUCAUCCUUCCUUUCUCCUCCGUCGAGCCUCUCAGGGUCGAAGACUUGUACACUGAGGGGAUUGAGAGAUGCUAUCUUCUCGAUUUACUCGGCCCAAGAGAAUUUCUUGCAACGUUAGCACAGCGAUCUUCUUGCAAGAUAAUAGCGUUUGAUCAUCGGAAAUGCAUGCUUUCACGAGUUCCUCCCAGGAAGGCUUAUCCGGAGAAUGUCAGUAUUUAUAUCAAUACAGAAAAGAGCAGCUCUUUUUCCGUGUAUGAGUACUUCUCAGCUAAACUUAUGGAGGCUCAGUCUCCUAAUGAUGGGGCUGUAGCAAGUCUCUUUGAACCGAAGGACCGAGACCGUGUGGAGACAGUACUUAAGUACAUUGAGGAUGGAGAUCUUCGUCGUUGGAGUUUAACGGAUAUCAGAGCCUUUAAUAUUGGAUCAAGCGAAUGGCGUUCAAAGUUGAACUGCGUCACUAAUCCUUACAUGUAUGAACAGUUAUUGGAAAUCAGUUUUUCGGAUUUGAUUGCAAAAGGAAGUUCUUAUAUAUCAUCUAGGAAGAAUGCUGCGGCUAAAUUUCUUGAUAAAGUAUUUAAGGUUAGAUUGGGCAGAGGACUUUAUGGGGAAUGCCUGGGAGUGAGGGCAGAUGGCAGUUCCGACUUGAGUGAUGAAAUCGGGAAGCAGCUCAGCCUAAAGAGUGCUGCAUCAGGUUUAAGGCCUAUAGGAGCAGUUAUAUACAUGCAGCGGAAUAAUCUCAAGAUGUGCUUGAGGAGCAUUGAUGAUACGACUGAUACAUCAGAAGUUGCUAAGGCAUAUGGUGGUGGAGGAACCCCGAGGUCCAGUUCUUUCAUAAUAAAGAUGGACGAAUACAAUUGUUGGCUAUCAGGGAACUGAUCUGGAGUUGGAGGAAGAUCCGAACUGCUGGCUAAAAAGAAGGAAUAUUUGGUCCAUUCAACCACAAAGUAACAGCUCAUGGGGCUCGAGGAGGAUCUUAAAGCUAAGGGAAGUAGCCAGGCCUAUGAUCAGCUGCCCAGAUGAGGGCCCUCUAUGCAGCAUUUACUCUAUCAGCUGUCAGUAAGGACAUGUCCUGCUAGGCAGAAAGUGGUGUGGCACGAGCUGAUUUGGUUUUCUGGACACAUCCUGGUGUACCCUUCCUGGUGCAUCUUUGCUUGGGGCAAGAUAAUGUCGCUGCGCGUUCUGCAACUUUGAGGAGGAAACUCAACAUCUUCCUUUGUCUACUUACCAAGGAGAUAUGGAGUAAUCUGCUGACCUACUGUUGCUGAACAGGACUCCUGCAAAUUGGGAUGCUGAAUUCUUAUGUGCAUUACAAUGGAAUAGGAAGUCCCUCCAAACUGUCAUUAGGAAGUUUUGUUGGACUCAUUACUUGCGGGACUUAGGAUUGCUUCACUGCCUAAUUUUGGUUGUCAGGUAGCUGAUUGCCCCUUUCUUCAUCAUUCAGUUUGAAAUUGAUGUAAUAUUCACUUAAUCUUGUACACAUUUUUUUUUUCCCGAGGAAAUAAAAAGUCGUACUUGUUCAAAAAAA